AUGUGUUCGCAGUCGAUAACGGACAAUCCAUCAGCAGAACAAGCCAAGAAAAAAUCUAUCUUUACAAAUAUCGAAGAUCUCAUAUCACAAGAACAACCAUCAACCAGCCAUUAUCUCCCUUCAUCUGAUAAAGAAUCAACUUCUAAGCUAAAGUGCCCGUUCUGUAAGAAAUCGUAUGUCACUUAUUACGGGCUGAGGCGACAUGUCAAAUCUCAUUUGGAUGGAAAAGUAGAUCAAAUAUGUCCGAUUUGCCUGAAGCAUUACACAUCUUCGGGAGCUCUAAAAAUGCACUUGAAUACUCAUUCAUUACCUUGUAUAUGCAACAUAUGUGGGAAAAGCUUCAGCAGGCCGUGGUUAUUGAAAGGUCAUCAAAGAACUCAUACAGGUGAAAAGCCAUAUAAAUGUCAGAAAUGUGGAAGACAGUUCGCAGAUCGAAGUAAUUUGAGAGCACACGAACAAACCCAUGGUAAUAAUAAGAGAUACAGAUGUGCAAAUUGCGACCAAGCGUUCGCUAGACUACAAGUCAAGGAGAAGCAUGAAGUUAAAUGUUGUAAAACUGAGUCUGAAGUAUCUUUAAAAUCUCAUUAA
This is a messenger RNA of Auanema sp. JU1783, 588 nucleotides long. The record is from the annotation of a GenBank genome assembly. Lineage: Eukaryota; Metazoa; Nematoda; Chromadorea; Rhabditida; Rhabditidae.